AUGGCAAGUCGAGCUGCCAACAAACGGUUGACCCGUGAAUACAAGACCAUAUCCGAAAACCCUCCUCCAUACAUCGAGGCCCAUCCCUCCGAAUCCAAUAUCCUCGAAUGGCAUUACAUUCUCACUGGACCUCCCGAUACUCCCUACCAUGGUGGACAAUACUGGGGUACCCUUCUGUUCCCUCCCAACUAUCCAUUUGCGCCUCCCUCGAUCAAAAUGCACACGCCAUCCGGGCGUUUCCAACCCUCCACUCGUCUUUGUCUCUCGAUCAGCGAUUUCCACCCUAAGAGUUUUAAUCCCGCGUGGGAAGUAAGUACAAUAUUGAUAGGUCUAUUGAGUUUCAUGACAAGUGAAGAAAUGACAACGGGUUCGGUAAACGCAUCUAAAUCGGAAAGAAGAUGGGCUGCGAGUAGGACGAGAUGGUGGAAUAGCACCGGAGGAGGAAGUUACAAGAAAGACGGAACACAGAAAGGCAAUAUCAAGGCCGGAGACGGAGGCGCAAAGUUUAGAAGUGAAUGGGAGGAGUUGGAUAAGGAGAACUGGAAGUGGAUGAAAGAGAGGGGUGUCGAUAUUGUGACUGGAAAUGAGGAAAAGAAAGAUGAGGAGGAGAAAGGCAGGGACUGCAGCGGAAUUGCGAUGAAAAGACCAGGAGGUAGUCAAGCUGUUGUGGGGGCUGUGGUAGAAGGCGGCAGAGAGGGAAGAAGUUGGUUACAGACACAUAAAUACUGGAUCGCUGGUGGAGUGAUUUUCACGUAUGUCAUGAUUGCAAGAUUACUUUCAGAAGGUCAUGAGCUAUAG
Molecule: messenger RNA, 798 nt
Organism: Botrytis porri
Lineage: Eukaryota; Fungi; Ascomycota; Leotiomycetes; Helotiales; Sclerotiniaceae
Exons: 2
Coding region: 1-798 (265 amino acids)
Source: RefSeq, a predicted model, not a curated record